Messenger RNA from Salvelinus namaycush (lake trout), 3066 nucleotides. It is a transcript of the gene kcnh5a, whose product is annotated as potassium voltage-gated channel, subfamily H (eag-related), member 5a. The transcript has 13 exons. Bases 1 to 3066 code for a protein of 1021 amino acids. NCBI's taxonomy places the organism in Eukaryota, Metazoa, Chordata, Actinopteri, Salmoniformes, Salmonidae. The record is from RefSeq and is a predicted model, not a curated record. Gene Ontology annotation, cellular component: membrane. Gene Ontology annotation, molecular function: voltage-gated potassium channel activity. Gene Ontology annotation, biological process: regulation of membrane potential; potassium ion transmembrane transport.
AUGCAUGGGGGAAAAAGAGGUUUGGUGGCACCUCAGAACACUUUUUUGGAGAACAUUGUCCGGCGCUCAAGUGAAACAAGUUUCCUGUUGGGGAAUGCCCAGAUAGUGGAAUGGCCAGUGGUAUACAGUAAUGACGGGUUUUGUAAGCUGUCGGGGUACCACAGGGCAGAAGUCAUGCAAAGAAGCAGUACAUGCAGUUUCAUGUAUGGGGACCUGACAGACAAGAACACAAUAGAUGAAGUCAGGCAGACCUUUGAUAACUAUGAAUCACAUUGCUUUGAAGUGCUGCUCUAUAAGAAGAACAGGACACCCAUAUGGCUGUACAUGCAGGUGGCUCCCAUCAGGAAUGAGAACGACAAGGUGGUUCUGUUCCUGUGUACCUUCAAAGACAUAACUGUCUUCAAGCAGCCUAUUGAGGACGAAUCCACCAAGGGAUGGAACAAGUUUGCCCGGCUGACGCGGGCACUGACCAGCAACAGCCGCAGCAACAUGCAGCAGCUGACGCCCAUAAACCAAGUCAACGAGGUCAGCCACAAACACUCCAGACUGGCUGAGGCUCUCCAGCUGGGCUCGGACAUUCUCCCCCAGUACAAGCAGGAGGCGCCCAAGACGCCACCCCACAUCAUCCUCCAUUACUGCACCUUUAAGACCACCUGGGACUGGGUCAUCCUCAUCCUCACCUUCUACACAGCCAUCAUGGUGCCCUACAAUGUCUCUUUCAAGACCAAGCAGAACAAUUUGGCCUGGCUCGUGCUGGACAGCGUGGUAGAUGUCAUCUUCCUUGUGGACAUUGUGCUCAACUUCCACACCACCUUCGUUGGGCCUGGUGGAGAGGUCAUUUCGGACCCAAAGCUGAUUCGAAUGAACUACCUGAAGACCUGGUUCGUCAUUGACCUGCUGUCCUGCCUGCCCUACGAUAUCAUCAAUGCCUUUGAAAACGUAAAUGAGGGCCUCAGCAGCCUCUUCAGCUCACUCAAGGUGGUCCGACUUCUCCGCUUGGGCCGCGUGGCCCGGAAGCUUGACCAUUACCUGGAGUACGGGGCGGCGGUCUUGGUUCUACUGGUGUGCGUAUUCGGCCUGGUGGCCCACUGGCUGGCCUGCAUCUGGUACAGCAUUGGGGACUACGAGGUCAUUGACGUAGCCACCAACACAAUCAAGACAGACAGCUGGCUCUACCAGUUGGCCACGAGCAUUGGCUCACCCUACCGCUACAACGCCAGCGGCUCUGGCCAGUGGGAGGGCGGCCCGAGCAAGGACACUCUCUACAUCUCCUCUCUCUACUUCACCAUGACCAGUCUCACCACCAUCGGCUUUGGCAAUAUCGCUCCCACAACAGACGGCGAGAAGAUCUUCUCUGUGGCGAUGAUGAUGGUGGGCUCCUUACUGUAUGCCACCAUUUUUGGGAACGUCACCACCAUCUUCCAGCAGAUGUACACCAACACUAACCGCUACCACGAGAUGCUCAACAAUGUGCGUGACUUUCUCAAACUUUACCAGGUGCCAAAGGGGCUGAGCGAGAGGGUCAUGGAUUACAUCGUCUCUACUUGGGCCAUGUCCAAGGGCAUUGACACAGAUAGGGUCCUGUCAAUCUGUCCCAAAGAUAUGCGAGCAGACAUCUGUGUCCACCUUAAUAGACAGGUGUUCAAUGAGCACCCAGCAUUUCGACUGGCCAGUGAUGGCUGCUUGCGCUCUCUAGCGGUUGAGUUCCAAACCACACACUGCGCCCCAGGGGACCUCAUAUUCCAUGCUGGCGAAAGUGUGGACACCCUUUGCUUUGUAGUAUCCGGGUCAUUGGAAGUUAUUCAGGACGACGAGGUCAUCGCCAUUCUAGGUAAGGGAGAUGUGUUUGGGGAUGUCUUCUGGAAGGAAGCCAAUCUGGCACAUGCUUGUGCCAAUGUGCGGGCUCUCACUUACUGCGACUUGCACGUAAUUCGGAGAGAUGCUCUGCUGAAGGUGUUGGAGUUCUACACUGCUUUUGCCAACACAUUCUCCCGCAACCUAAUUCUCAGCUGCAAUUUGCGCAAACGGAUAAUCUUCCGAAAGAUUGCCGAUGUGAAGAAGGAGGAGGAAGAGCGCCGGCAGCAGAAGAAUGAAGUAAUGCUCUCCAUUCCUGUUGACCACCCGGUUCGCAAGCUCUUCCAGAAGUUCAAGCAGCAGAAAGAGAUUCGCAUGCCAAUCCAAGCUCAGCCUGACCUGGAGCGUAACCGGCUUCAGCACCAAAAUGGCUCACCGAUGCAGAAUGGGGCACCUGGCACAGGUGGAGGGACUACCAGCGGUGGCUCCAGUGUAGUUACUGUCUCCCAGAUCACCCCGUUGCAGAGUUCACUGGCCUAUGUCCACACUGGGGAGCCCAUUCACACUGGUUGUCACGAGGUCAAGGAGCUGAAGCCCAGUGUGGUGGACCAGAACUGCCUGAGGGUCACCAGUCUGGUACGGCCCAGGGGUGGAGGUGGUGGUCAAGGCUGGAUGCGGUUUAAGAAUGCUACUACAGCGGCACAGAAAGAAGAGGAGGAAUGGGGUGACGUGUCCCAAUCCUCAGAACAGUUGACUGAGGACAGCAAGAGCCAGGAGGCAGAAGGUGGGGAGAGCAGCAGCGGGGGUGGCGCCAGCAGCACAGGAGAGGGGGGCGACGAGAAGAGCGCACUCCACAAGACAGACUCCUGCGACAGUGGCAUUACCAAGAGUGAUCUUCGGAUCGACAGGGCAGGGGACGCACCAAGCCCCUAUGAGCGGAGUCCAAUGGGGAGAAGUCCUUUUGAACACAGCCUCAGGGUUGGGAGUGUGGGCGUGCUUGGCCACCCCUUCCAACCCAUGUCUGAACAGGUGCUGCUCCAGUCCACUCUCCAGGAGGCCAAGCUGGAGCUGAAGGGAGAUAUCCAGAUGCUGAGUGGCCGUUUAGCAACACUUGAAGCCCAAGUUAGUGAGAUCCUGAGAUUGCUGUCUGAGAAGAGGAGGCUCUCACUGCCGCAGACCUCUACCCCCAAGGCUAAGAUCAAAUGCCAGGACAUCUUCACCGUGUCAAGACCUGUCACACCGGACAUUGAGAGAGACGAUGGACCUUUUUGA